GUAUCGCCUCAAGCUGGGCGUGCAGGUGAAGACUUUGCCCACCGUGGGCUUCAAUGUGGAGAAGUUGGAGUACAAGAACAUCGUCUUCACUGUUUGGGACCUCGGUGGCCAGACAAGAACCCGACAGAUCUGGCAGCACUACUAUCAGAGCACGGAUGGUCUGAUUUUUGUCAUCGACAGCAGCGACCGCGAGCGCAUUGAGGAAGCUCAUGAGGAGCUGAUGAGAAUGCUCCAGCGCGAGGAAAUGAAG
Symbiodinium pilosum is the source of this 250-nucleotide messenger RNA. NCBI's taxonomy places the organism in Eukaryota, Dinophyceae, Suessiales, Symbiodiniaceae. The record is from the annotation of a GenBank genome assembly.